CCCAGCUAAUUUUUGUAUUUUUAGUAAAGAUGGGGUUUCACCAUGUUGGCCAGGCUGGUCUUGAACUCCUGACCUCAAGCGAUCUGCCUGCCUCCACCUUCUGAAGUGCUGGGAUUACAGGCCUGAGCCACCGUGCUUGACCUGGACCUUAUUCUUUUUUUUUUUUUUUUGACAUGGAGUGUCGAUCUGUUGCCUAGGCUGCAAUGCAGUGGCACGAUCUCAGUUCACUGUAACCUCCGCCUCCUGGGUUCAAGCAGUUCUCCUGCCUCAGCCUCCAGAGUAGCUGGGAUUACAGGUGUGCGCCACCAUGCCCAGCUAAUUUUUGUAUUUUUAGUAGAGAUGGGGUUUCACCAUGUUGGCCAGGCUGGUUUCAAACUCCUGACCUCAAGUGAUCCACUUACCUUGGCCUCCAGCCUGAGCAACAGAGUGAGACUCAAAAAAAAAAGUUUACAUCAUAGUUGGAGAGAGAGAGGCAAAAAUCAUGUAAGAAAUAAAUAUGAAAUCACACCUUCACACGGGCAGUGGAGGAAAAGCAGAAGAUCUUAGAGGUAUUUUGAGGGAAGCUAGAAGUUAAAAUGUUCCUUUGAUGACGUGGGAAGAGUCAGUAGCAGUCACUAGAGGCUGUUGUUUGAAAAAGGUGGCUUGGGGGCCAACAUGUUGCUUAUGGAGAUAAAUGUCCUGUAAGGGUUUUGAUUGUGGCCGCUCUGCUGGAGACCCCCCAAAAUGCUCUGCUUCCGUCCUCACCCCUUCUUUUACCUCAGUGUUUCUUUUAUUGCAGGGAGGACACUGACUGAGACCUCAAACCCUGGCUCCAGUGUCAUGGAAUCAGUCACCUUUGAGGAUGUGGCCGUGGAGUUCAUCCAGGAGUGGGCGUUGCUGGACAGCGCACGGAGGAGCCUGUGCAGAUACAGGAUGCUGGACCAGUGCAGGACCCUGGCCUCCAGGGGAACUCCACUAUGCAAACCCAGUUGCACCUCCCAGCCGGGGCCAACAGCAGAGCCAGGGGCAACAGAACAAGGGAUUUUCCAUGCCACGGGUGUUGCCUGGGAAUCUCAACUUAAACCCAAAGAGUUGCCUUCUAUGCAGGAUCUUUUGGAAGAAGCAUCCUCCAGGGACAUGCAGAUGGGACCGGGGCUGUUCCUGAGGUUGCAGCUGGUACCCUCCAUAGAAGAGAGGGAGACAGCAUUGACUCAAGAGGGCCGGCCAGCUCUCCAGGAGCCGCCUUGGUCUCUGGGAUGCACGGGACUGAAGGCUGCUGUGCAGAUUCAGAGGGUGGUGAUACCAGUGCCUACGCUGGGCCACUGCAACCCAUGGGUGGCUGGGGAUUCUGCUGUGCCUGCACGGGACCCUGCCUGGCUUCAGGAGGACAAAAUGGAGGAAGAAGCUAUGGCUCCUGGGCUGCCAACCACCUGUUCACAGGAACCAGUCACCUUUGCAGAUGUGGCUGUGGUGUUCACCCCAGAAGAAUGGGUGUUUCUGGACUCUACUCAGAGGAGCCUGUAUAGAGAUGUGAUGCUGGAGAACUACAGGAACCUGGCCUCUGUGGCUGAUCAACCAUGCAAACCCAGUGCAUUGUCUUAUUUGGAAGAAAGAGGAGAGCAGUGGACCACCGACAGGGGCAUCCUCUCAGACACCUGUGCAGAACCUCAAUGUCAACCCCAAGAGGCAAUUCCUAGCCAAGAUACUUUUACAGAGAUCCUGGCCAUUGAUGUGAAAGGGGAGCAACCUCAGCCUGGAGAAAAACUCUAUAAAUAUAAUGAACUUGAGAAACCUUUUAACAGCAUUGAACCACUUUUCCAGUACCAGAGAAUUCAUGCUGGAGAGGCGUCCUAUGAAUGUCAAGAGAUUAGAAAUUCCUUCUUCCAGAGUGCCCAGCUAAUCGUGCCUGAGAAAAUCCGUAGUGGGGAUAAAACCUAUGCAUGUAACAAAUGUGAAAAAUCCUUCAGAUACAGCUCUGACCUUAUCAGGCAUGAGAAGACUCAUACUGCAGAGAAGUGCUUUGACUGUCAAGAAUGUGGGCAAGCCUUCAAAUAUUCCUCGAAUCUCCGGCGACACAUGAGAACACAUACCGGAGAGAAGCCAUUUGAAUGUAGUCAGUGUGGGAAAACCUUCACGAGGAACUUUAACCUGAUUUUGCACCAGAGAAACCACACAGGAGAGAAGCCCUAUGAGUGUAAAGAUUGUGGGAAAGCCUUCAAUCAGCCAUCAUCCCUCAGGAGCCACGUGAGAACUCACACUGGAGAGAAGCCCUUUGAAUGCAGCCAGUGUGGGAAAGCCUUCAGGGAACACUCUUCACUGAAGACACAUCUGCGAACCCAUACCAGAGAGAAACCAUAUGAAUGCAACCAGUGUGGCAAGCCCUUCCGGACGAGCACUCAUCUGAACGUGCACAAGAGGAUACACACAGGGGAGAAACUGUAUGAGUGCGGGACUUGUGGUCAGGUCCUGAGUCGUCUUUCAACCCUGAAGAGUCACAUGCGAACUCACACUGGAGAGAAGCCCUAUGCGUGCCAGGAAUGUGGGCGAGCCUUCAGUGAGCCCUCCUCCCUCAGGAAACAUGCAAGGACUCACAGUGGCAAGAAGCCUUAUGCAUGCCAGGAAUGCGGGCGAGCCUUUGGUCAGUCUUCACAUCUUAUUGUACAUGUGAGAACACACAGUGCCGGGAGACCCUAUCAAUGUAAUCAGUGUGAGAAAGCCUUCAGGCACAGCUCCUCACUCACUGUACACAAAAGAACCCAUGUGGGAAGAGAGAACAUUAGGAAUGGCAGCCUGCCUUUAUCCAUGUCUCAUCAAUACUGUGGGCCCCUUGCUAAUUAACUUCCAUUUUGUAAAAAUAUAAACACAUGGGGCUAUGACUUUCCCUCAUAAUACUCCUUUAGCUGCAUCCUGUGUUUCAAUGUAUAAUAUUUUCAUUUUUGUUUAAUUGUAAGUAUUGUCUUAACCUCCAUUAUCAUUUAUUCUUUGACCCAUCUAUUAUUUGGAAUUAGAUUUUUCAAAACUAAUAUGUGGAUGUAUUUUCAUAGAGGUAUAAUGACUUAUAGUGAAAUGCAUACAUCUGAAGUGUACAGUUGGAUGAGUUUGACAGAUGCAUACAUGCAUGUAACCAACACCCCAUUCCAGAUACAGAAUGUUUCUAUCUUUCUGGAAGGUUCCUGCAUGUUAUAUGGCUAUUUCUUAGUUGCCUUUUUGUUGUUGGUUUCUAAUUUAAUUACAUGGUGAGAAGAGUAUGUGGCCUGUUUGUUACUGAGUCGUAGGUAUUUGCUGAGAUUUGCUGUUAGGUCUGGUGUGGCUUAUUCUUCUAGCUGCCAACCAAAAUUGCCCCUUCCUCCUCAGAAAAGAACCUGGGUUUUCUGUUCAGAUUGGUAGUGUGCACCAUUAAAAAGCUUCCAUCUCCUGGCUGGGCAUGGUGGCUCAUGCCUGUAAUCCCAGCACUUUGGGAGGCUGAGGCUGAGGGAUCACCUGAGGUCAGGAGUUCAAGACCAGCCUGGCCAACAUGGUGAAACCCCCUCUCUACUAAAAAUACAAAAAUUAGCCAGGUUUGAUGGCACGCACCUGUAAUCCCAGCUACUUGGGAGGCUGAGGCAAGAGAAUUGUUUGAACCCAGGAGGCAGAGCUUGCAGUGAGCCGAGAUUUCGCCACUGCACUCCAGCCUGGGCAACAGAGUGAGACUCUGUCUCAAAAAUAAUAAUAAUAAAAAAAAGCUUCCAUCUCCCAGCCCUUCUUGCAAGCAAGGGCAGGCCAUUUCCUCUGGUCCUGGCUAGUAUGAAUAUAAGAAGUCACUGGAUGUGACUCUGGGGAAGAUGUUGUGUUCAGGGAUGGUUUCAUGUAGCCACAUCUCUCCACUUCCUGCCUUUUGGACAAGCAGACAUGAUGUCUAGAGCUAGAGGAGCCCUCCUGUGACCAUAAGGGUAAAAGCCACAGGCUAAGAAGAGUGUGGCCGGAAGUCAUAUCCAUCUUGCUUCUGUAAUCUAAAAAAUAUUUAGGAUAUAUUUAAUAGAAUUGGCAUAUUUCUGUGAUUGCAGCAGCCCUGGACUAUUUAUUUCUGGAUGUCCCAUACAUGAAAAAUACGCCCUUCUUACUGGUACAAUAUUUUUUUGUUUGUUUUUGUUUUUGGUGGGAGGUUUAUUUCACCUGAAUAUAAUUCCUAACUGAUGCACUUAGCAUAUGUCAAUUUUUAUAAGUGCUUCAUGGAUGGUUGAAAUCAAUGUAUUGUAUUCUACAAAUGUCUGCUAGAUCAAACAUAUGUGUUUAAAAACCAUCUACACAUUUAUAAAUAUUGAUCUGUGAUCUAGCAUUUAUUAAGAGAGGUAUGUUAAAGUCUCCCACCAUGAUUAUGUAUUGCUGAAAAAUCUUUGUCAUUCUGUCAGUUUUUAAAUUUAUGUAUAUACAUACAUAUAUAUAUGUUUUGAAGCAAUGAAAUUAAAUAUAGAUACUGGCAUUUUUUACAUUUCCAACAAAUUGUUACUUUUAUUCUUAUAAAGUGAUCAUCCUUUUCCCUAUUUCUGAACAUUCAACCAUUCAUUAUAAUGACAGUAAAUACUUAGAGUUUACUAUUAAUAGAUAGUAGCCACUGCCUGAAGCUUUGCAUCUUUUAAUUUAGUCCUCACACUGACACUUUGAGGUAUGUACUGUUAUCAUCCCCAAUUCACAGAUGAGGAAGCUGAGGCCCAGCAAGUUAAGGUGGGCUAUCAAAGUCAUCUGGGUGGCAUGUGAUGGGCCUGACUCUCUCUACAGUGGCAGACCCAGGGGACUAGUCUCCAUUUUUACUUGUUCUUUUUUGUUCUUUUUUUGUUUUUUUUGUUUUUUUUGGUUUUAAAGUUCUCUUAGGUAUAACUUACAUAAACGUUAAUAAAUGUUAGGGUACACCUUGGUGAAUUUUGUAUAUGUCUAUACCCACCACGGGCUCCAUCAAAAUAUUUUGUCAUCCCAGAAAUUUCCCUUGGGCCCUACCUAAUCCUCAAAGAUUACCACUAUUCUGACUUGUAUCACCAUAGAUUUGUUUUUCCUGUUCAUGUAAAUGGAUCCAUAAACAGCCCUCUUGUGUCUGUUUUCUUCACUUAAUAUAGUGUCAUUGAGAUUUAUCUAUGUUGUAUUAUCAGUAGUUUAUGCUUUUUAAUUGCUGUGUAAUAGUCUAUAAUCUGAAUAUACCACAAUUUAAAAAUUCUAUUCUGUUUACAAACAUUUGAGUUCUGUCCUCCAGGUUCAUCCAUGUUAUCACAAAUGACAGAAUUUCCUUCCUCAUUAAGGCUGAAUAGUAUUCCAUUGUGUAGCUAUACCACAUUUUCUUUAUCCAUUCAUCCACUGAUGGACAGUUAAGUUGAUUCCAUAUCUUGGCUAUUGUGAAUAAUCCUGCAGGUUUUAUUGUUAUAAAUAAAGCUGCUGUGAAUGUUCUUGUUACGUCAUACUGUGGACAUAGGUAUUCAUUUCUCUUGAGUAUAAAUGUAGGAAUGGAAUUACUGGAUUUUGGAGGAGACCUAUCUUUAGCUUUAGUAGAUCUUGCCAGACAGUUUUUCAAUGUGGUUGAAACCAUUUAUACCUCAAUUUGUACAUCAAUGAAUGAAAGUUUCAGUGCUUCACAUCCUUGGCAAUGUGUGGUACUGUCACUCAAAUUAAUUUGAGCUACAUUAGUGGGUAUGCAGCAGUUUCUUAGGUUUAAUUUGCGUAUUCUUGAUAAGUAAUGAUGCAGUGGUAGAUGGUUGCCACAGUGACUUCUAUCCCUCUGCGUAUAUCUCUUCCAUGUGACUUUGCAGCUCCUCCUGUCAAGAGGUGGAGUUUAUUUCUCCAAACCUUGAAGAUGAGCUUGGUCAUGUGAUUUUCUUUGGCCAAUGGAACGUUGACAAACAUGACAGAAGCAGAGGCUGGAAGAACACACAUUGGGCUUUUCCUUCUUAGUUGUGACCAUUUGUAUGUCAUCUGUGGAAAAAUGUCCAGGUCCUUUGCCCAUUUUUAAAUUAGGUUUUUGUUGUUGUUGAGUUGUAGAAGUUCUUUACAUAUUCUGAAUAUUAACCCCUUAUCAGAUAUAGAUUUGCAAAUAUUUUCUCCCAUUCUAGGGGUUACCUUUUUACUUUAUUAAUUGUAUCCUGGUGUAGUCCAACUUAUAGAUAUUUUUUGUUUUCUUUGGAAGUCAUAUCCAAAAAAUCAUUGCAAAUCUAAUGUCGUGAGGCUUACCCCCUAUGUUUUCUUCUAAGAGCCUUAUUGUUUCAGCUCUUGCAUUUAGGUCUUUGAUAUAUUAUGAGUUAAUUUUUGUUUGUUUGUUUGUUUUUGUUUUUUUGAGAUGGAGUCUUGCUGUGUUGCCCAGGCUGGAGUGCUAUGGUGCAAUCUUGGCUUACCACAACCUCCACCUCCCUGGUUCAAGUGAUUCUUCUGCCUCAGCCUCCUGAGUAGCUGGGACUACAGGCGUGUGCCACCAUGCCUGGCUAAUUUUUUGUAUUUUUAGUAGAGAUGCGGUUUCACCAUGUUAGCCAGGAUGGUCUUGAUCGCCUGACCUUGUGAUCUGCCUGCCUCAGCCUCCCAAAGUGCUGGGAUUACAGGUGUGAGCCACCACGCCCAGCCGAGUUAAUUUUUAUAUAUGGUGUAAGAAAAGAGUCCAACUUUAUUCUUUUGCAUGUGCAUAUCCAGUUUUCCUAGCACCAUUUGUUGAAGACUGUCCUUUCCCCAUUGAAUAGUCUUGGCGCCCUUGUCAAAAUUCAUUUGACUAUAUAUAUGAGGUUUUAUUUCUGGGCUCCCUACUCUAUUCCAUUGGUCUAUAUGUCUGUCUUUAUGCCAUUACCGUACUGUGUUGAUUACUGUAGUUUUACAAUAAAUUGAAAUAAGCAAG
Molecule: messenger RNA, 6817 nt
Organism: Symphalangus syndactylus (siamang)
Lineage: Eukaryota; Metazoa; Chordata; Mammalia; Primates; Hylobatidae
Gene: ZNF333
Product: zinc finger protein 333
Biological process (GO): regulation of transcription by RNA polymerase II
Cellular component (GO): nucleus
Molecular function (GO): DNA-binding transcription factor activity, RNA polymerase II-specific; RNA polymerase II cis-regulatory region sequence-specific DNA binding
Source: RefSeq, a predicted model, not a curated record